AUGUGCGCAGAAAAAGGAAAGGACGUCGGCAAGGAAACGGAAGUAAUCGACAGUAAUGAUGACAAGGAGGGCGCGAGCGAAAGGAACCGCUCGCGUGAAGAGGACAACGUGUCUUGGAUUAAAGGAACAGCGGAAAGAUAUGAGUGGUUGAUCCUGGUCCAUGAGUCUGGAAAAAAAAGUAAGGUUUGGAAAUAUUUUACGGAGUAUGAAGCAAGGGGUGGCCAGGCUGGUACGAGAGGGAUGACGCAUAUUGUUCGGUGUAAAGUAGAAAGAUGUUGCAAAGAAUUGGCAUAUGGAGGGCGCGCGAGAUCAUCAGCUACAGGAAUGAUAGACCAUUUGUCCCACAUACACAACAUCGUUCUGAGCACGGAAGACCGCGGCAUCCACAAAGCAUCAAAGCGAGAUUUAACCUCAGAAAAUUCGGAGGCACCCCAAAAGCAAACUUCAAUGGAAGACUUUGUGGUACAGAGGAAUUUAGCGAUUGGCACGGGCAAAUUCACUACCGAUAUGAAAAAUCGGGCAAAUCAUCUGCUGCUGGAGAUGAUCGUCACCGAAUUUCUACCAUUCAAUAUUGUUGAGAAGAAAUCAUUCAAGAAGUUCAUCGCCUUCACCUGUAAUCCAUACGAACUACCAUCGCGUAAAUAUAUCAGUGACACACUACUGCAGGACAGACCGAGAGCCAUGGAUACUGAAAGGGCCAAGUUUUUCGCAACAAUGGACUUCUUUUCCUUGACCAUCGAUGAAUAUUCUGCUCCAAGCGUCGGACGGAGUUUCAUAGCGUAA
Messenger RNA from Anisakis simplex (herring worm), 783 nucleotides. The record is from the annotation of a GenBank genome assembly. NCBI's taxonomy places the organism in Eukaryota, Metazoa, Nematoda, Chromadorea, Rhabditida, Anisakidae.